Molecule: messenger RNA, 189 nt
Organism: Prunus armeniaca (apricot)
Lineage: Eukaryota; Viridiplantae; Streptophyta; Magnoliopsida; Rosales; Rosaceae
Source: the annotation of a GenBank genome assembly
AUGUCGAGUGAUGCUAGCCUCGACACACAACUUGCCACGCCUCAUCCUGAAUCCUCCAUGAGGAAGAGGACUAAUGAGUUCGACUUACAAGCUCAACUCGACCGAUUGCGCGUGGACAUGACCAAGGUCCAAGAGCACAACAAUCAGCUGCACGGCCAGAAUACUGAUUUGAAAGAAGACUACCGCUAG